CAAAUUCACAAACUCCUAGUGCUGGAGCUCACACCGAUUCGGGAGACAACAAAGCGUUGGUUCAGAAUGAUGGAUAUCCUGAUUUCGACAAAAUUCUUGAGGAACUUCCACGGCAUGACUACUUAAAAGAAGCAGUUGUGGAUAUUCGUGUAAUGACGAAGUUGUUAAGCCACCAAGGGGAGGCGGUGGACUAUGUGGUUAGGCGCGAAACUUUGAACUCACCGGUCUCCCGGAGUCUUUGGGAACUCGAGAAUUCAACGAAAGACUUUCAAUAAUCAGUAAAGCCUUCCAUUUUUAUGACUGGAAAACUCUUGGACUCUCGUUGAUUGUCAUUCCAACCACAGUUACCAACACGUCAUCACAGGAGCUAAAAGUCCAUUCCGAAACGAUUUCUUGGGAGGCAUUCUGGCUGACGAUAUGGGCCUUGGCAAGUCUUUAGCGAUGUUAUGUGCAAUCGUGGGGUCUCUAGAUCGAGCGAGCGAGUUUGCUGGGCCAAUAUCUUACGUCGGACCGCCCGUUGAAGGUCCAAGGGCUGCUAAGUCCACUUUGAUCAUUGUACCCUCUGCACUGCUGCUUGAUAGUUGGAUCGAAGAGAUUGAUAAACAUAUUUUUCGAGGGUCGCUCAGGUACUGCAAGUACCAUGGUCAAGAUAGACCCAAGGAUCCAUCUAUUCUUGUUCGAUACGACAUCGUUCUCACCACCUAUGGCACAGUUGUCGCAGACUUUAAUCGACCGCACAAAGUCCUUGAGAAUGUCAAAUGGUAUCGCCUUAUUGCUGAUGAAGCGCAUGUAAUUCGAAAUUUAUCCACCAAACAAUUCCGGGCCGUGAACAGAAUUCCCUCUCAUAUUCGAUGGUGCUUGACCGGUACCCCCAUUCAAAACUCCUUGACAGAUCUCUCUGCACUCGUUUCUUUCCUAGGUGUUCCGAUCCUGCAGGAGCCUGCGAUCUUUCGAAAGUAUAUCAACGAUGUUACUCACUCGUCUAAAUGUAAUCUGCAAGUCGACUUCAAGAAUCUCCGCCUCCUACUCAGUUCGAUCUGUCUUCGACGUCCCAAGGAUAUUCUUUGCCUGUUUGGCUUGAAAGUAGAGGAGCGAACACCGCAAUUCUCUGCUGUAGAACGACAAGAGUACAACGAUCUUCUUCUGAAAGGCAGAAUUGUCCUUGAUUUAGCAUUGAGUGGCCACAAUACCAAGGAAACCCAUCAAAGAGUAAUCGAGGCAUUGCUCCGACUUCGCUUAUACUGCAACAACGGUUCCCCCGAGGAGAACAGCAGUCCCUCUUCAUCUUCCCCUAUGGACUCCGAAGAGAUCUUGAGCCUUCUCCAACAGACUGGAGAAGUUGUCUGCAAAUUUUGCUCUUGCGAUAUCCUAUCCUUGGAUAUAUCGGAAAAUCUAGACUUCGUCCACAUGACGGAAUGCCGUAUAAUGAUCUGUGCCGAAUGCAUCCCUCAAUACCAGCAAGAACUCAGAAAGACCCCAAAAGAUGGAGCACAAUCAUGUCCAUUCUGUUCCGGAAAGCAUUGCACGGACAACCAUAUCCGAAAAGAGACUAAAGUUCGCGAGGGAGGAGCUGUUAUUAGAAAAACAUAUCCUUCGAAACUGUUGGCUUUGCUCGAGGAUAUCCAAAGAAACCCUCUUUACGAGAAAAGCAUCGUUUUCUCUUUCUGGAAAAAGAGUCUUGAUCUCAUCGGGGAUCUGUUCAAUGCUAACGGGGUUCGAUAUUGCCGUGUCGAUGGUUCUCUGUCUCUCGGAAAACGCAAGACAGUUCUAGCCGAGUUCCAAGGAAAUCCAGAAGUAGGAGUUCUGGUUAUGACUCUAGGUACUGGAGCCGUUGGCCUCAACAACCUGUCCAUUGCAAGCCGAAUUUACCUUCUCGAACCCCAGUGGAACCCGUCUGUCGAAAGUCAAGCAAUUGGUCCAAUUUUCCGGCUCGGCCAAGAGAGGCCGGUGACGGUGAUACGAUAUAUUAUGGAUAAAACAAUAGAAGAGAAUGUGAAGAACAAGCAACUGAGAAAACUUGGCCUCGCAUGUGGAGGGUUCGACGUAAAGGGCCCCGCGCAAAGAAUUGAACAACUCCAAAAACUAAAGUCUAUAAUGCUCCACGGCUAGGAGAUUGACCCUACGUCGACGACUCAACCGUACCGAAGGAGAUUGGGCGGAAAAGUGACUAGAUCUAGCGUCAUAAAGUGGAUGUCUUGCUUGGGAAGUAAGUGAUGAGCAG
Molecule: messenger RNA, 2221 nt
Organism: Hyaloscypha bicolor E
Lineage: Eukaryota; Fungi; Ascomycota; Leotiomycetes; Helotiales; Hyaloscyphaceae
Exons: 9
Coding region: 418-2109 (563 amino acids)
Molecular function (GO): ATP binding; ATP-dependent chromatin remodeler activity
Source: RefSeq, a predicted model, not a curated record